Messenger RNA from Lolium rigidum, 615 nucleotides. Its product is annotated as cytochrome b561 and DOMON domain-containing protein At5g47530-like. The transcript has a single exon. The coding region runs from base 1 to 615 and encodes 204 amino acids. The record is from RefSeq and is a predicted model, not a curated record. Lineage: Eukaryota; Viridiplantae; Streptophyta; Magnoliopsida; Poales; Poaceae.
AUGGCAGCUUCAGCCCAUCGCUCUACCAGCACUAGCAUGGCCCUCUCCCUCUUCCUGCUCGCAACCAUCGCCUUCUCUUCCGUCACCGCACAGUCGCCGUCAUCGUCAUCGUGCGCGAGCCACACCUUCUCCAGCAGCCAGCUCUACGGGUCGUGCGCCACCCUGCCGCACCUGGGCACCACGCUGCACUACAACUACACGGCCGCGGGCAACACGGUGUCCGUGGCGUUCCGCGCACCGAGCAAGGGCGCCGGGUGGGUGGCGUGGGGGCUCAACCCGAACGGCACCGGCAUGGUCGGCACGCAGGCCGUGGUGGCGUUCCGGCACUCCAACGGCAGCCUCGUGGCGUACCCGACGGUGCUCGACAGCUACGCGCCGUCCAUGGCGCCCGCGGACGCCGCGGAGCUGGGGUUCCCCGUGUCGGACGUGGCGGCGGAGUACGCGAAGAAGGGCGGGGAGAUGGUGGUGUACGCGACGGUGGCGCUGCCCGGGAAGGGGAGCAAGUUCAACCACGUGUGGCAGCAGGGGAGCUCGGUGGUGAACGACGUGCCGGCGGCGCACCCUACCACCGGGGAUAAUAUCCUCUCUACCGGCGCCAUCGAUUUCAGCAAGUGA